GUAGUAUUUUUGAUAUUGGGUCUAGAACCAGAAGGUUCUGUACUUACAUUCUUCUUACGUGGCAAAGGUGUUUUAAUCUUGACAGCGUUUUUAAGAGUUGUAGCAUUAGAACUAAGUACUUGCUUAUGGGCUUCUAAUGGUAAACUGUAUAUUAUCGGAUUAGUGACGUCAUUAGAUGCGCUUUAGCUACCAGGUGUCAUUACAGACAUAACAGACAAAUUAGCAUUCUUUGUUGGUAUAUCAGAGUACUGGAGAACAUGAGAUAGGGUAGCUGCAUCAGUGGAUCCAGAAACUGAUGCAUCGUGGUUUGUUAUGAUCUCAAUACCUUUAUUUUCGUUCAAGGUACGUUUUUGCGUAAGCCUUUGGUUGGUGGUCUUAUCUGAGACUAUACGAGCGUUUCGAAAUUUCGUAAGCGCGCAGAUUAGCCGCUCGGAUUCUUUUAUCCAUUUAGCUAAUAUAUGAGAGUCGAAUCUGAACAAGACCGGGCACGAGUAUUUCUGGUGCUUUUUAUUAAGUCGAAUGCAUUGGCAUGGACUGUCUUGAAGGUUAGAUGUCUUUAAUAUCGAAUUCCUUACAGUUUUAAUGGGGAUUCUGUCAGGUAUAUUAUAGAUAAUCACGUUAUUACGAGAGAUUAUUCGCUUGGUAACUUCAUUAGCAAUAAAGUCGAUAACAGAUUCUGCUUUAAUGAUGUCAUCAAGUUCCGCAGGAACGAUAUUUUCUGACAGGAGCAGCUUAAGGGGUGAUGAUGUCUUUAUUUCUUGUUUCAAAUCAUCAUGCUUUGAUAAAGAGCUAGCAAGUGACUCAACUUUAGAACGCAUGUCGGUUAGUUGUUUAAAGACAGUGUUUAAUUCACUCUUAACAUUAUUGAAACUCUUUGAUCUUGAUGUGGAACUCAUUAUUAAAUUGGAGACAGAGUCAUCCAACAUCAGAUGUGGUGUAAGACCUAUCCCAACAUUAUCAGCGUCAAAAGGAGUAGCGGAAAAGGAAGAAUCGAUAAUAACAGAAUUGUUAUUAUCUGAGGUAUUAGGGCUUUUCCGGGCUAGUUUUUUGACAGUCGACCCAAAUCGCUUUAAUGAUAGAUUUUGAAACUAUUUAUGAGUUAUAAACUGGGAUUCAACGAUAUUUAAACAAUAUAAAUUAGAUACCGUGUUAUCGUAACGUAAACUUCAAACGUACCGCAAAUAUAUCAUGUUCCAUACUGUACUGUCAUCUCUUCUGACACUGAUGUAUGGUGAAUAUUAUUUAAUUAUAGUAAUAUUUGAUAUUGAUCCGUUCAGAUAAGCUCUGAAGUUAACAAUCUGAGCUCACAAAUACUCGUGAAACACAUUGAAAGGACUUUGGAGAUGACUGCAGUUCAGGUUACAGAAAACCUCAAGGAAACCACCGAAGAAACUGAACAAUACUCGAAUACGAUCACCGAGAUAUAUAAUGGCAAAGAACAGAACAAAUCAUUUCAGUGCAUAUACAUUGUGAUUUCUUAAGUCACAUCCUUUAUUGUUGUCUGUAUCGGUUCUGUUAUUUAUGCAUGGCUGUAUAAAAGGAAGAACAGUGAUAUAUGAUCGUCAAAGACGUCUUAUAACUUGCUUCUAUUAUUCUGACCAAGCGUUUUCUAUUCGUAUUUUAUUAGAAAACUCUAUAUUUAAUUAUAAUAUUAUAUUAUUGAACAAUGUCUUAAUAAAUGUUUUCAUAUUCUUAUGCUUGUUUACGUAAUGUCCGACGAAAUAUUAGGGCAACAAGCAGGCUAGACAGUAAUGAUGGCGACUACUCUUGCCACGCAACAAGCUGUAUCUUCAUACAAAGAAUCGUAUUUCUGGCUUAGACGUUUUAGUCGACACAGUAGCAGAAAUCAGUAUUAUCACAAUUGAGCAAUCACGAUGUGAACACACCUCAAG
Molecule: messenger RNA, 1892 nt
Organism: Schistosoma haematobium
Lineage: Eukaryota; Metazoa; Platyhelminthes; Trematoda; Strigeidida; Schistosomatidae
Exons: 2
Coding region: 685-1086 (133 amino acids)
Source: RefSeq, a predicted model, not a curated record